AGCAGUGGUAUGAUUCCGCAAGAUGAAGUCGUUCACGGCACUCGCAGUUCUUUCGGUGGCACUGCUGGCCCUUGGCGGCCAUGCCAAGCACAUUGAGUCGAAGGUGGCCGACAAGGACUUCCUGGGCAAGCAGAAGUUUGUCUUCGAUAUGAUGCAGCACAUCUACCAGGACGAUGUGUUCGUCACCGAAUACCCAGCCACCUACGCCGAUUACAAGCCAUGGGCCCAUAUGGGUGACUACAAUCACCCCGAGUUGCUGGAGCACUUCUUCGAGCUGUGGCAGCACCAUCCCUUCCACGACGAUCAGGUGUUUUCCGUGAUGUAUGAGCGCCAUGAGGAGUACGCCAUCGGUCUGGUGCGCCUCUUCUACUUUGCCAAGAACUGGGAGACCUUCCAGCACGCCGUCUUCUGGGCCCGCCAGCACGUGAACAAGCAGCUGUUUGUGUACGCCUUCACCGUCGUCACCAUUGCCCGCGACGACAUGCAGGGCAUCAUCCUGCCGGCCCACUACGAGAUCCACCCCUGGAGCUUCUUCGGCGCCCAGACCCUGGAGAUGGCCGAGCACUACAAGAUGCACGGCUUCCACCACGUGAAGAAGAUAGACAACAUCUACAAUGUGGUGCUCAAGUCAAACUACUCGAACCACUACAGCAAUCUGAACUACGACCACGAGAUGGCCUACUUCCUGGAGGAUGUUGGCUUCAACAGCUUCUACUACUACUACAACCUGGACUAUCCCUUCUGGACCAAGGGCUCGGAGCACCAUGUGCUGAACAAGGACCGUCGCGGAGAGCUCUACCUGUACACCCACUGGCAGCUGCUCGCCCGCUGGUAUCUGGAGCGUCUGUCCAACGACUUGGGCGAGGUGCCCACCUUCAACAUGUACGAACCGGUCGCCACCGGCUACUACAGCGGCCUGCGCAGCUACAACGGCGUGCACGACUGGCAUCGCGACAACCACCACAACUUCUACCAUGACGACAACAUCGAGCACAUCCAGUAUGUGGAGCUCUACACGCAGCGCUUGAUGGACUGGAUCCACAAGAACGAGAAGUUCGAUGUGGAGGUGAUCAACCAGCUGGGAAAUAUCAUUCAGGGUAAUGCCGACAGCAUUGACAAGAAGUUCUACGGCAGCCUGGACAGGGAGUACCGUCACAUCGUGAACGGUGGACACCAAGUGGGCAAGCACUACGAGAGCUACCCCGGCCACUUCAUGCACUACGAGACGUCGCUGCGCGACCCUCUGUUCUACGAGGUCUACAAGAACCUGGUCGGACACUAUUGGCACCUAAUGGAGACCUUCCCCGAGUACAAGAAGCACGACUACGAGUUCGAGGGCGUCAAGAUCGAUGCCGUUCACAUGCCCGAGAGCCUAACCACCUACUUUGAGUACUUCGAUUCGGACAUCAGCAACGCUGUGAAUGUUGAGCCCGUUGUCGGGGAAAGCCACGACAACCUGUACUCCUUCGGCCGCAACUCGCACUACAACGGUGUAAGCUAUGUGAUCAAGGCGCGCCAGCAUCGCCUGAACCACAAGCCCUUCGAGUUCACCCUGGACGUCAGCGCCGACAAGGCUCAGGAUGCCAUUGUGAAGGUGUUCAUUGGCCCCAAGCACGACGAGUACGGACACAUCAUCCCACUGGAGCACAACUACCAGAACUUCUUCGAGCUGGAUCACUUCAAGGUGCAUCUGGAUGCCGGCGUUACCCACAUCAAGCGCAACAGCGGUGACUUCUUCAUCUGGGUCAACGAUCGCACCACCUACCUGGAGCUGUACAAGAAGCUGAUGGAUGCCUCCGUCAGCGACUACAAGUUCAAGCUGGAUCAGUCUGAGGCCCACUGCGGUGUACCCAACCGCAUGAUGCUGCCCAAGGGCAAGAAGGGUGGCCAGGUCUACCAGUUCUUCUACAUGGUCUAUCCCUUCCACGAGACGGAGGUGGCCCAGUACACCGGCUACGAUCCCAUCAUCAGCUGCGGCAUCGGUCACGGCUCCCGCUACGUGGAUGCCCUGCCCUUCGGCUUCCCUUUCAACCGCCCGAUCAAGCACGACUACUACUUCGAUGUGCACAACUUCAAGUUCUUCGAUGUGAAAAUCUUCCACCGUGACGAGAACACCAACGUAGCCUAGACGCAACGAACGAACGGAAUUGAACAUGGACAAUCCGUAUCAUUAAUCCACUUACCCACAAACCCCACAGAUCUAUUCAAUUUCACUUUCAACUUUCAACAAUAAACUAAAUCCGAACACAAAGCAAA
This is a messenger RNA of Drosophila guanche, 2256 nucleotides long. RefSeq names its product larval serum protein 2 (gene Lsp2). NCBI's taxonomy places the organism in Eukaryota, Metazoa, Arthropoda, Insecta, Diptera, Drosophilidae. The transcript has a single exon. The coding region runs from base 23 to 2128 and encodes 701 amino acids. The record is from RefSeq and is a predicted model, not a curated record.